Knipowitschia caucasica is the source of this 405-nucleotide messenger RNA. Lineage: Eukaryota; Metazoa; Chordata; Actinopteri; Gobiiformes; Gobiidae. The record is from the annotation of a GenBank genome assembly.
AUGGAGAGGAUAGGGUGGGGGGGUGAUGGGAUGGAGGGAGUUAGGGUGGUGAUGGAGGGGGUUGAUUUGGGUUGUUGGGGUAGGGUUGUUUGUUGUGGUGUUUUUGGGGUUUGGGUUUGGGGGGGUGGGUUUGUGUUGGUGUUUGUUGGUUGUUGUUGGUGUGUGGUGUGGUGUUGGUGGGUGGGUGGUGUUGUGGGGUUUGGUGUUGUGGGGGGUUUGGGGUUGUGUUGUGUGUUGUGGGUUGUGUUGUGUUGGUGGGGGUUGUGGUUAGGGUGGGUUGUGGGGGGUGGGGGGGGGUUGGUGGUGGGGGUUGUUAUGGUGGGUUUGGGUUUUGGGAGUUUGUGGAUUUGGGUUUAUUGGUUUGGUGUGUAUUGUUGUGGGUAUGUUUGGUAUGGUUUUGGUUGA